Pipistrellus nathusii (Nathusius's pipistrelle) is the source of this 1839-nucleotide messenger RNA. NCBI's taxonomy places the organism in Eukaryota, Metazoa, Chordata, Mammalia, Chiroptera, Vespertilionidae. The record is from the annotation of a GenBank genome assembly.
AUGGCCUCCCCGAGCCCCACGCUGGACCCAAAGGAGGAGUGGGAUUAUCUGGAUCCAGCUCAGAGAAGCUUGUAUAAAGAUGUCAUGAUGGAGAAUUAUGGAAACCUGGUCUCACUGGAUGUUUUAAACAGAGAUAAGGAUGAGGAGCCAACUGUGAAACAAGAAAUUGAGGAAAUUGAGGAAGAAGUGGAGUCAAAGGGUAUAAUAGUUACAAGAAUCAAAAGUGAAACUGACCAGGAUCCCAUGUGUAGAGAAACCUUUGAACUUGUUGGUAGGUUAGAUAAACAGAGAGGAAUCUUCUUAUGGGAAAUACCAAGGGAACCUUUGACCCAGGAACAAAGAAUGUUCAGAGGAAACACUAACAUUAUUCGUAAGAGACCUAACUCAGAAGGGAAAUGCCAUAAAUGUGAAGAAUGUGGAAAGGGUUUUGUCCGCAAGGCCCAUUUCAUUCAACAUCAACGGGUUCAUACUGGUGAGAAACCGUUUCAAUGCAAUGAAUGUGGGAAAAGUUUUAGUCGCAGUUCAUUUGUUAUUGAACAUCAGAGAAUUCACACUGGAGAAAGGCCCUAUGAGUGUAACUACUGUGGAAAAACCUUUAGUGUGAGCUCAACCCUUAUUAGACAUCAGAGAAUCCAUACUGGAGAGAGACCCUAUCAGUGUAAUCAGUGUAAACAGAGCUUCAGCCAGAGAAGGAGCCUUGUUAAACAUCAGAGGAUUCACACAGGUGAGAAACCCCAUAAGUGUAGUGACUGUGGGAAAGCCUUCAGUUGGAAGUCACACCUUAUUGAACAUCAAAGAACUCACACUGGUGAAAAACCUUAUCACUGUACCAAAUGUAAAAAAAGCUUUAGCCGAAAUUCAUUACUAGUUGAACAUCAAAGAAUUCACACUGGAGAAAGACCCCAUAAAUGUGGUGAAUGUGGGAAAGCCUUUAGAUUAAGUACAUACCUUAUACAACACCAAAAAAUCCACACUGGUGAGAAGCCUUUUCUUUGUAUUGAAUGUGGAAAAAGUUUCAGUCGGAGCUCAUUUCUUAUUGAACAUCAGAGGAUCCAUACAGGUGAAAGACCUUAUCAGUGCAAAGAGUGCGGGAAAAGCUUCAGUCAACUUUGCAACCUUACUCGUCAUCAGAGAAUCCACACAGGAGAUAAACCCCAUAAAUGUAAAGAAUGUGGGAAAGCCUUUAGUAGAAGCUCAGGUCUCAUUCAGCAUCAGAGAAUUCAUACCAGAGAGAAGACAUAUUCAUACAAUGAAACUAACAAAAGUUUUGAUCCAAAUUGCAGUCCUGUUAUACAGCAGGAAGUCUUCCCUAAGGAAAAAUCGUAUAAAUGUGAUGAAUGUGGGAAAACUUUUAGUGUCAGUGCUCAUCUUGUACAACAUCAAAGAAUCCACACUGGUGAAAAGCCCUACUUAUGUACUGUGUGUGGGAAAAGCUUCAGUCGGAGCUCAUUUCUUAUCGAACAUCAGAGAAUCCACACAGGUGAGAGACCCUAUCGAUGUAGACAGUGUGGCAAAAGCUUUAGUCAACUUUGUAAUCUUAUUCGACAUCAGGGUGUCCACACAGGUAAUAAACCCCAUAAAUGUGAUGAAUGUGGAAAAGCCUUUAGCCGGAACUCAGGCCUUAUUCAGCAUCAAAGAAUACACACAGGAGAGAAACCUUAUAAAUGUGAGAAGUGUGACAAAAGUUUUAGUCAACAGCGCAGCCUUGUCAACCAUCAGAAGAUGCAUGCAGAAAUGAAAACCCAAGAAAUCCAUGAAUGUGAUGCUUGUGGUGAAGCCUUCAAUUGCCGCAUAUCUCUUAUUCAGCAUCAAAAAUUGCACACUACAUGGAUGCAGUAA